AUGCACCACCAUCUUCUUCUCGCGAUUCUAGCCCUCAGGGCCUCGGCUAAAAGCGACAUCCCACCCGGCAACUCCCCGGAACGGCAACCGGCAACCCAUUGCCCAGACGACCAAUGCGGCAACAACCACGGCGGCACGCCGAUCAUCCUCCAGAAGCGGUUUUCGCAGCCAGGGUGCCCACGGCCCGUCGGCAGAGGCGCAGCUGAGCACCACGGCCCGCGCGACUGGGCACCGUGGACGCACGCGCCCUACUGCGUCGCCAACGCGAGCUACUGCGUCCUGACCAACGCCGCCUUCCAGCACGGCAGCGGCUUCAGCAUCGUCGCCACGCCCGAGGGCCUGUCCCGGGUCCAGGGGCGGCUGGAGUCUGCAUUUGCGGCGCGCGUGGGAUCGGCAGGGCGGGGGAGCGGUGGCGGCGAGGGCGCGGUGGGGGAUGAGAACAGAAACAGAAACAGAAACAGCAACAGCAGCACCGCCGCCACCACCAUCAACGGCUGGCCCGACCACUCAAACCCACCUGCGCCAUUCAAGAUCCAAAAGGUCCCCGGCAAGGGCCUCGGCAUGAUAGCGACGCGGCGCAUCCCCCGCGGCGAGACGUUCCUGUCCGACUUCGCCGCCAUGCUGGCCAGCGCCGAGUUCCCCGUCGGCCUGCCGCCCGCCCAGGGCGACGAGCUGCUGGAGCGCGCGGCGACCCAGCUCGCGGAUCCCACGAGGGUGCUGGGGCUGGCGAGCUCGGGGACCACGCGGGGCGCGGCCUUGGCCGAGGACGUCGUGCGCACCAAUUCCUUCAGUCUCGAGAUUGACGGGGACGAGUUCCUGGGGCUGUUUCCGACCAUCUCGAGGAUAAACCACGCCUGUGGGCCCAACUCCCAGGUCAAGUUCGACCCGGCAACCCUCUCGCUAAGAACAUAUGCAAUCCACAACAUCGAGGCCGGUGAGGAGAUAACCAUCAGCUACGCAGAAUUCGGCAUGCCCUACGGGACGCGCCAAUCGACCCUGCAGCAGCGCUGGGGCUUCAAGUGCACCUGCGCGCUGUGCAGCGCAUCCCCGGGCGCCGUGGCCGCGUCCGACGCCCGCCGCACGCGCGCCGCCUCGGUGCUCGAGAGCAUCACGGCCGCCGUCGAGGCCGGGAGGCUGCUCGACGCCAUCGGCCUGGGCGAGCAGCUCGUCGACAUCAGCGCCCGCGAGGGGCUGGCGUCGGGCCUGGCCGUCCACUAUGAGGUCCUGACCAGGCUGCACGUGGGCGUGGGGGACCUGGAGGGCGCCGGGGGUUACGCAAGGCGGGCGCUGGAGGAGAUGAGGGUUUUUGGCGGUAGCGAGGCCUAUCGGUCGUUUGAUGAGCUGGAUCUGUUUGUGAGGAACUUGGAGCGGAGGACCGGGCGGGGAUGA
This is a messenger RNA of Pyricularia pennisetigena, 1389 nucleotides long. RefSeq lists its product as uncharacterized. Lineage: Eukaryota; Fungi; Ascomycota; Sordariomycetes; Magnaporthales; Pyriculariaceae. The transcript is spliced from 3 exons. The coding region runs from base 1 to 1389 and encodes 462 amino acids. Gene Ontology annotation, molecular function: protein binding. The record is from RefSeq and is a predicted model, not a curated record.